AUGGGCGGAGAUGAUAAAGCGGGUUGCUUUAAUGAAUACUAUGAUGUGCAUUUAACCCCUGAAACUUAUUCCGAAUUUCUUAACGAAAAUAUUCUUUUUUCUCCUAUCUUGUUAAUUAAUAAAGAGGGAGAAAAAGUUGUUGUUAAUCGUCAGCAGGCAUUAAAGCAAGCCAAAGAAGCCGGGUUAGACCUUCUUUGCGUGGCUCCCUUGGCUACUCCGCCGGUUUGUAAAUUAGUUAACUAUUAUCAGAUAAGCAAGCAACAAAAACGAAAAAAAAAAGACCAGAAGGAAAAAGCGAUUAAUAUUUCCUUCAACAUUGAAAAAAAUGACUUGGAAGUUAAACUAAACAAAGUUCAUGGUUGA
Funneliformis geosporum is the source of this 363-nucleotide messenger RNA. NCBI's taxonomy places the organism in Eukaryota, Fungi, Glomeromycota, Glomeromycetes, Glomerales, Glomeraceae. The record is from the annotation of a GenBank genome assembly.